This is a messenger RNA of Zerene cesonia (dogface butterfly), 5329 nucleotides long. It is a transcript of the gene Set2, whose product is annotated as probable histone-lysine N-methyltransferase CG1716. The coding region runs from base 173 to 5329 and encodes 1718 amino acids. Gene Ontology annotation, molecular function: histone H3K36 methyltransferase activity; protein binding. NCBI's taxonomy places the organism in Eukaryota, Metazoa, Arthropoda, Insecta, Lepidoptera, Pieridae. Gene Ontology annotation, biological process: regulation of DNA-templated transcription. Gene Ontology annotation, cellular component: nucleus; chromosome. The record is from RefSeq and is a predicted model, not a curated record. The transcript has 20 exons.
UUUAAUGAUGGAUACUAAAAAAAGUUAUGGAUUGUAAAAAUGAAGUAUUUAUUAAAAUAUUAUUAAAUUUAUUACAAUUGUGACAUAAUUUUACACAUUUAACUCCGUUUUUAGGUUCCAAAUAAGUUUAGAAAACUAUUGUGGUAUACAGAGUUAUGGUUGAUUGCCAAAAAUGGCUAAGAAAAGGAGACCAGCUACAACCGUCGCCUCACGUCGAUCUGCCCGACGCGGGAAACAGGCCGCACAGAACACUUUGACCGAAGGCGAAUCAUCCACUGCGGCUGAAGCUGUCUCAACGGCACCUACUACAGAAGAACCACCCUCUGCCACGGCUAGUACUGAAGCUACAGAAUCAGAAAUACAAACACAGUCCUCCGCAGAUAACACAGUGAAACCAUCUACUACUGAGACAGUACCAACAAUCGUUUUACACAAGAAAUUUGGCAAAUAUAGAUGUUUGUUUAACAAUGAUGAUACAUUUACAAAGAAGUAUGACCUAGGUAGUGAUAGCGAAACAAACAGUAGCAUUGAAAUAAGAGUUGUAGAUCCAAGUGUAAGUUCGGAAUCUGACUCUAAUGCUGCUGUGGAUACACAGUCUGAUACUAACAGUGGGGCAUGUCCUAGUCCUUUAAAUAUUCCAGACAGAGCACUACACAGCUUAAAUUCUCGAGAUGCCUCACCUCUGCCAUCCGUUGAGAGUUUGGAUAUUCCAUUGCCAAUUGAGGAAUAUCCUGAAAAUGAUAAUAAUCCUAAAGAUGCGAACCCACCAUGUGACAACACUGACAAUCAUGUUGACAAUGUUACUGAUAAUCUAGAAAACCAACAACAAGAACAAAAUGUGACUGAAUUUAUUCAAAAUGAUCAACCUAGUCUUGAACAGAUGCAAACAUUAAAUGAACAUCUUUAUGGAGAUGAUGAGGAGGAAGUAAUAACUAUAGUCCAAAUAGUAGAAGAUGAUAAUCAAGAAGCAUAUUAUAACAUUAAUAUUGCUAGUCCAAAAGAUGAAAAUACUGAAAAUGAGAAAAAUGAAAAAGAGGAUACCCAAUUUCAGAAAGAUUUUGAAAAUCUUAACCUCACCCAUCCAAUAUCAGAGCCCUACUCACCCAUGGAUUGUUCAGAUAGUACUGAAAAUCAAACUCCACCUUGUAGCACACCUGAUCUGCAGUUUUCCAAAGACAAUACAGAAGUUUUACUGAGACCUGAUCCUAGUUUGACUCCAAGUUCCACCAUAUCUGACGAUAGCAAUUCUUCAAGAGCAACAGAUCAAAUUCAGACCAAUUCUAAUGACUCUGCUGAGUCAUCUCCAUCUGGUGUGCGAAGGUCAAGCAGAAUUAAAACAAUAAGUACAAUGAAGCAAAAGACGAAAGGCUAUGGUUUAGUUAAGACACCUUUGAAGAAAGCUUUGAUAACACAGACCAAAUUGAAACUAGAAGAAAUGGGUUCUGAAAGCCAAGAUAAGUCGUCAGAUGUUAAUAAUCCAACUAACACUAGUAAUCCUUCAACUUUUCCAGUACCAUCAGAAAUGCCUGUGAAAGUAAAGUCUAGAUGGCGGAGAUCAAGUGAAUUAGAAAUGGGAGCCAAUUCCCCUGCAAUAUCUCCACUAGCCAGCCCAAGUUUACCACGUUUACCUCCUGUAGAUGAAAAUCAAAAGUCAUUAGAAGAUGAACAAUGUUCAGUUACACUAAGCAAAGAGGCAUAUGACAAAAUUAUAGAAGAAAGAAUGAAUCAAUAUCAGCAUUUAGAGGAAAAUGAGUAUAUGUGUGAGCGUAUGAUAAGUAAGGAUACAAAGAAAAUGAUUUGUGACUGUUUUAUGACCAAAGAGGAGUUGGAGCGUGGUGAACUUGCUUGUGGAGAAGACUGUUUGAAUAGACUACUUAUGAUUGAAUGUAAUUCAAGAUGUCCAGUAGGAGAUAGAUGUACAAAUAGAAGGUUUCAGAAGAGGCAAAAUGGACCCCUAAAAGUAUUUUAUGCAGAUAAAAAGGGCUGUGGUGUUGAGGCCAGUGCAGACAUUCCAUCGGGCGAAUUUCUUAUGGAGUAUGUGGGAGAAGUGCUUGAUUAUGAGCAAUUCUACAAAAGAGCUCAAACUUACUCAGACGAGAACAAUCUUCAUCACUACUUCAUGUCGUUAAAAGGAGACACGGUGAUCGACGCGACGUUAAAAGGCAAUAUAUCGAGAUUCAUCAACCAUUCCUGUGAUCCAAAUGCUGAAACUCAGAAAUGGACUGUUAAUGGCGAACUUAGGAUAGGGUUCUUCAGUAAAAGAGACAUUGCAGUGGGCGAGGAAAUUACGUUUGACUAUCAGUUUCAGAGAUUUGGCAAGGUGGCGCAGCGCUGCUACUGCGGCGCGGACAACUGCCGCGGCUGGAUCGGUGCGGAGCCGGACUCGGAGGAUGAGGAUUAUGAGGAGGAGGAAGAUGUAUCAACUUCUAAAUCGGGCACGACAGAAUCUGAAGAGUCCCAGGCGACGGAAGCGAACGCGGAGCAGCCGCGGGCUCGAGUACGGAAACCCCGACGGGAAAGGAAAUACAAGCCCAAAGCACCCGACUUGGUGCAAGAUGCAGAUAUCGAAGAGGACCUCGAGGCGCUCAGUCGCACGGGCGUGAAGAACCAGAGCCACACGCUGCGGCUGUCGCGCACGGUGGUCCGCGCGAAGACGCGGCGCGCGCAGGCGGCGCUGCUGCGGCUGCUGCGCGACGCGGACCUGCCGUGCCGCCGGCUGUUCCUCGACUACCGCGGGCUGCGCCUGCUCGCGCCCUGGUGCGCGGACGCGCCGCUCGACUUCAAGCUUGAAAUGCUGCAAACAGUAGACAGGCUACCAAUCCCGAACAAGACAAUGGUACAAGAGACGCGCUUCUUCACCAUCAUAGAAAGGUGGCUCAGCUCAUCAGAAGUGCCACCUGAACCACCUGUGUUUAUAGAUGAAGCUACAGGGCUACCAAUAGAAUUGGCGAAUAGACCUGCCUCAGAUGGUGAUAAAAUUAAGGAAAAUGCAGCAAUGCUCGAAAAAGUUAAGGAUCUCUCAACACAGCUGCUAGAGCGGUGGUCAAGUUUAAAAGAAGUAUUUAAAAUUCCCAAGAAAGAGCGCAUACAACAAAUGAAAGAGCACGAGCGUCAAGCGAAUGUCGAGAGACGCGCUGCUGAUUCCAGCGGGUCGCGUGACCGUGACCGUGACCGAGAACGGGACCGUGACCGUGAUCGAGAUCGAGAUCGAGAUCGAGAUCGUGACCGUGAUCGUGACCGUGACCGUGAAAGAGAAAGGGACAGAGAACGGGAACGCGAGCGGGAUAAGGAGAGGGAAAGGGAUAGAUAUAGGGAGCGGGAUCGUGACCGUGAAAGAGAUAGAGAAAGAGAUGACAGGGAUAGGAGAAAAAGAAGAGGGAGUCCGGAGGGAAGGCGAAGUAUAAGGCUGUCAGACCGCGUGUUAGCCGCGGUACCUCCCAUGAGCAAGGAAGAACGGAGGCGCGCAUUUGCCGAAGCUGCAGCUGCCGCUGACGAGAGCCGGCGGCAGCGGGAGACGCAGCAGUUCGUGCCGUUCUGGCCGCAGGACUCUUUUGCGCAGAUGUUCCCGCAAGGCAUUAUUCCUGGCCAGCCGAAUAUGAUGCAAAAUGGUCCACAUAUGAUGCCCAACGGACCUAACAUGCUACCAAAUGGACCAAAUAUAAUGCCCAAUGGGCCGAAUAUGAUGCCAAAUGGUUCAAACAUGAUACCAAACGGGCCAAACAUGAUGCCCAAUGCGCCCAACAUUAUGGGUGGUCCGCCAAAUAUGUUACCAGGGCCACAGAAUAUGAUGGGUGGACCUCAAAAUAUAAUGGGUGGUCCUAAUUUAAUGAUGCCAACUAUGAUGCCAGGAAUGAUGCCAACUGAUAUACCCCCAGAAUGGAUUGGACCCAAUGGGGAGUUUCAAGGACCUCCUGGAUUUUGCCCUACAUUCCCUGGACAGCCUUUCUGUAUGCCACAGCCCAAUAUGAUGGGUAUGAGCGGGUUCGGCGUGCCCGGCUUCGUGUUCGGGCAGGGCGCGCUGGGCGCGUUCCCGCCGCAGCCGCGCGCGCCGCACGCGCCGCACGCGCCGCACGCGCGCCCGCCCCCGCCCGCGCAGCACAUACCGGCCGCUAGCGAGCCGGCCAGAGUGGAUCCGGAUGCCGAGCCAGUGCUGCCAUCUAUGUGGCGAAGUGCGCUGGAUAACCGUGGGCGACGUUACUAUUACCACGUCAAGCUGCGCCAGCCGCAGUGGUUACCGCCCACACCGCCACCACCCACGCCUGACGAGAGUUCAUCAGAGGACGAAAUAGAGCCAAUGAGUGCGAUAGAAACAGCUGUGGUGAGACGAGCGGCUGUCAAGGGCAAGCUGGUGGAAGGGGUUGAUGGCAUAUAUGAAGUGAUAAAAGCGGACACACAAAACGGUUUGAUCCCCGACCACGCGCUACUCACGGAGAAGCCGAGGAAGCGGCGGCCGGGACUCGUUACUGAAAGGCCGAUUAGUCCCCGCACAGAAGAAGACAAGCUAGCGGGUCGUAUGGAGGUGAAGAGGUACAAACAGACGAAGGAGAAGCUGCGGCGGCGACGUGAAAAGUUGCUGCAGAAGGUGCGGUUGCUCGCCGCCGCCAAGCAGAGGAAGGGCAAGGAGCUCACGCACAAGGACCUCAAGGAGUUGAAGUUUGUGGAGCUGGAUGAUACGGAGACGGAAACGGACGAGUCGGAGGCGGAGGAGCGGCGGCUGUCGCAAGUUCCUGAACUACGUAAAAUGGUAACGGAUUUGCAACAGCAGGUGGAGGAACUGAAGACUUCUCAAUCAAACGUGCUUAACUUAGAUACUGUAAUCGGUGAAAUUCAAGAAAGGAAGAAACGAAGUAGUAAUGUCAUUCUUUAUGGAAUACCAGAAUCAAAAGCAACUUCUCCAGAAGAAAGGAAAGCUCAUGAUAAAAAGCUGAUAACUCAAACUUUCGCCACAAUACCGAUUCCUGAGCCUGAGAUAGUUACAAUAAUCCGCCUCGGUAAACCUAACCACAGUGACUUUCAAAAACCACGACCAAUCAAACUUGUCCUUGAUAACAAGCGCUGUGCAACAAAUAUACUAAAGAAUAAGAAUAAGGUAUCUAAGCCUGUCAGAAUAUAUUCCGAUAUGACCCCAUACCAACGCGAUCAAUUGAAAAAACUGCGAGAAGAAUUAUCACUAACGCACUUUGUGAUGUUAAAAGAGUUGAAGCAUUGCCGCUCCGUCGAGGAGUUAGUGGUGACGGACUCAGUGCGAUCCAAGGCGAAAAUGUUCGUCAAGAAGUACAUGGCCAAGUUCGGGCCUGUGUACAAGAGGCCGCCCGAAGAAGCCGACUAG